UUCCUCCCCUCCCGCUGUUACUUUAUAUGAAACCGCAGGUGUUUACGUUUGUUAUUUGGGGUGAAGAAGCGGGGUCGUGUUCGUAAGAUUGGAAGUUUUUAAAAGCAAUCUGUAAACAAAGUCUGAUUAUGACAUUGCUUUAAUCUUGUUAAUGUGUUUAGCGCACAUCGCAUAGGUUAGCCUACUUUCGAUUUCCUUGGAUUCGUGGAAACAGAAACCAACAUAAACGGCGGCGCCAUGGACAGUGGAUUGUACAUGCCAGGAAAAAUACAAGAGGAUCGUUUCAACAAAAUCAAGGAUGUGCUUGCCUCUGAAAGCCCUGAAGCAAUCCCCCACCGGCUUAUGUCUCUUUUGGAGGUUUUUGACAAUUUUAAGAUAGAUAUCGCUGUGACUGGAGAGUCUGGUGCAGGGAAGUCUUCUCUUAUCAAUGCGAUCCUCAGAUUGAAUCCUGAUGACACGGGGGCUGCUCCAACUGGAGCUGUGGAAACCACAAAGCAAGCAACCAUGUAUCAGCAUCCAAAUCUUCCACACGUCAGACUGUGGGAUCUUCCAGGGAUGGGCACCCCUACCUUUGCAUCCAAGAGUUAUGUAAAGACAAUGAACUUUGACCUAUAUGACAUGUUCAUGGUUGUGAUGUCGGAGAGAGUCAGAGAAAACAACAUGCUGUUGAUUGAUGAAAUUGAGCAACGAAAGAAACCAUUUUAUUUCAUUAGAACAAAAAUUGAUAAUGAUGUGCGUAGAAAGAAAACCAAAUUCUCUCAGAUACGUGCAUUGGAUCAAAUGAGACAAGACUGUGAGAAAUAUCUGAAGGAGAAGAAACUGGACCCACAUGUGUUCCUAGUGUCAUCCCAUGACACAGAAAAGUAUGAGAUGCAGAAGCUCAUGGACACUUUUAAGGAUGAGAUUUCUCAACUUAGAGCAGAGGUAUUUUCAGAUUUCCUGGAUAAGAUGUUACAUGGAGGAUGGAUAAAGGCCAGGUAUGCUACAAAUCACAUCCAACAGACUGGGAAACUUGAAACGGAGGACAUCACAGCACUGCAGGAUAUGUAUAAGCGCACAGGCUUUGGAGCUGCUAAAGUCAGUGCUGUUCUUGAGGCUUUGAGUCACUUUCAGCUAGAUGUGGCAGUUUUGGGUGAGACAGGCUCUGGAGCAUCCACUUUGGUAAAUGCCUUAAUUGGGCUGAAGAAUGAAGAGUGUGGUGGGGCUUCAGCAUCCAUCAGCAACCCAGCAAUGAGUCUGGGAUACCCAGAUGUACGGUUUUGGGACAUAUCAGGCAUAGAGGGAGUCAUGGAUUACUCAAUGUAUGAAAUGAAACAAGUCCUGAAUUAUUAUGACUUCUUUAUCAUCAUUGUUUCAGACUGGCAGAAAGCACGGCAUUUAAAACUAGCCAAAGCAGUUGAAGAAUUAAGGAAGCAUUACCUCUUGGUCCAGACCAAAAUCGACUGUCAUCUACAUACUCUAAGUGACGUGUUCUGUGAUGAGACUGAGAUAAUUGAUGAGCUUCGGGCACAAUAUACACAGGAGCUUCAGAUGGCAAAACUGUCUGAACAGCAGAUGUUUCUCAUCAACAGUCUUGACAGAUGUGCAUUUGACUUUGUAGGUUUGGAAAGUGCGCUCUCUAGUGACCUCAACACUGUCAGGACAAGUGCUUUCGCAUAUUAUAUAGCAAGAACAGUAAAGAAACCUAAAUAAAAAUAAAUAAAAAAACAUAGAAAUGUAAGAUAUGAUGCAGCAUUAAAUUGUUUUAAAAUGAGUUGAUUUCUGUGUAAUUUACCAUUAAUUAUUUAAGCGUAUUAUUAUAGUAUAACAUAUUUUAUUAAUAUUUAAUAUUAUUUUCAACUGGUGUGCAAUAUAACAUAUUAAUAGAAUUAACAAAUAAUCUUUAAUUGUUUAAUAUACUGUGUAAUUCUGUAUUUUUCGGUCUGUGACAUAUCUCUUUGAAAUAUAUGAAAUGUAAGAAAAUGUUAGAGAGGCACCACGUUUUGGAAAGAUUGCUUUGUCCUAAAGAAUAGAAGAUACACAGUUGGAAAACAGAAAAUUAUUUGUAAAAUUUGGUCAGCAUUAAAAUAUGUGAACUGUUGUUCUCAAUAUACUGUUGUAAUAUAUGUUUGUAUUUAUUGUAAUAACUGCAGUUUUCACAGAUAGGACUAUUUGUUGUGUAUUAAAAUGUUUAUGAAAAAUA
Molecule: messenger RNA, 2182 nt
Organism: Cyprinus carpio (common carp)
Lineage: Eukaryota; Metazoa; Chordata; Actinopteri; Cypriniformes; Cyprinidae
Cellular component (GO): membrane
Molecular function (GO): GTP binding
Source: RefSeq, a predicted model, not a curated record